This is a messenger RNA of Anoplopoma fimbria (sablefish), 1495 nucleotides long. It is a transcript of the gene pln1, whose product is annotated as phospholamban. The record is from RefSeq and is a predicted model, not a curated record. Lineage: Eukaryota; Metazoa; Chordata; Actinopteri; Perciformes; Anoplopomatidae. The coding region runs from base 224 to 385 and encodes 53 amino acids. Gene Ontology annotation, cellular component: membrane; sarcoplasmic reticulum. Gene Ontology annotation, biological process: negative regulation of calcium ion import into sarcoplasmic reticulum; negative regulation of ATPase-coupled calcium transmembrane transporter activity; negative regulation of heart rate. Gene Ontology annotation, molecular function: ATPase inhibitor activity. The transcript has a single exon.
UUUUGGUUGUGUAAGGAGGACUGAACCGCUUCAGGCCAGGCUGCAUAAAUAAACACCUGACCUGAAAUCGUCUCCAGACACCCAGCUCCCCGACCUCCCCUCCUCAAACCGGCCGGACCAGCUCCAGUCCAGCUCCGCUCGGCCCACACAGGCCCCAGCAGCCUGACCCAUCUCCCUCCUCUCGUUAUCCAGCCCAUCAAAAUCUAACCAGCCCGCCGUCUCCAUGGAGCGCGUUCAGCACAUGACCAAGUCGGCCAUCCGCCGAGCGUCCAUGAUCGAGGUGAACCCACAAGCCAAGAGGAACCUGCAGGAGCUCUUCGUCAACUUCACCCUCAUCCUCAUCUGCCUGCUGCUCAUUUACAUCAUCGUCCUGCUGAGCAGCUGAGAGCAGCGGAGCCAGGGAGAGAGUCCGGCAUGUGGACGCGGGUUGGGCUGAGAUAUGGGCUUUAUUAAUACAGGUCGUAUUUCUAAUAAAGCAAUAAUAAUAUCCCCAUAUAUCAGCCUAACCCUGUCUGACAAACGCUGAAAACAAUCAUGGCCAAACUCUCUCAAAUUGUUUCUAUUAGAGCAGAUCAGGGAUCAGCUUCCCUGCAUCUCUUUCUCAAGGGAAUGACCUAAAGUGACCCGACUUCAAGAGUUUAGACUUCACUGUGUGUGCAUGUAUAUCUGCUCAUUCAGACUAACAGCCUGCUCACAUCACAAUGUGUUGAUUUAAGCUGAUUUAUGAGGGAGAUUUGAUUCCCUCCAUGUCUCCUGCUUCAGUAAUAAUAGGUGCAAUAUGCAAAAACAUCAAUGCAUCACGGUUGUUUAAUUACCAUUUCCUGUGAGCACUGUUGCUUCCUGCAGCCCUCCACCACCACCUGGAGAAAGAUUUUUUUCCAUUAGUAUUUGUUAUUGCCUAACAAACAUAAAUAAAACACUUGAUAUAAUACUUAGAGAUCAUUCUAAGUAUUGUAAGCCUGUAAAGUAUGUGACGUAUAGACCGAGAGCGUCUUCAACCUUUAGGCAGCUUACCUGCAGGUGUCUCUGUUGGGCUACAUGAACAUAUAAUUCACUUUAUUUAUGGACUACUUUGUUUGGGCUUCAAAGAUUAAUGUACAUCUGUUAUAAAGUGUGCAAAUAGAGAGUUUUAAACACAUGCAUGCCACACACAACCUCUGAUUUAGGCCUGACUUAUCUGUGGUUUGUCAGUUAUGAGGAAGACUUCACUUUGCAUGGUGUGAUUUGACUUAAUGAUGUUUUCUGUUUAUGCCAUUUAAGUACAUGCAUCUGUUUAGUUAAAACUAUUAUUGACUAAAGCUGACAUUUAUGGUUAAUUACAGAAGUUACCAGCCACAUUGACAUGCCAUUUAUCUUCAGUAAAUGUGCCAAGGCAGAAAAUGUAAAACUAUCAAUUGCAUUUACAUUUUGAAUUUGACAUUAUUGAGAUAAAAUUGUAGUUUUGUUCUUUUAUGUAUGUUUGGAAGAUUGCACAACCUGAAUUUGGAAUAAUGAA